Coccomyxa subellipsoidea C-169 is the source of this 2120-nucleotide messenger RNA. Its product is annotated as DEAD-domain-containing protein. Gene Ontology annotation, cellular component: nucleolus. Lineage: Eukaryota; Viridiplantae; Chlorophyta; Trebouxiophyceae; Coccomyxaceae. The transcript is spliced from 10 exons. Gene Ontology annotation, molecular function: nucleic acid binding; ATP binding. The record is from RefSeq and is a predicted model, not a curated record. Bases 354 to 2120 code for a protein of 588 amino acids.
CAAAGAAAGAUUCGUCAUAAAAUGCCUGGACUAGUGGCGUUAAAGGGGAGAACAGCUCCUGACGACGUGCAGUGAUAAUAAGUCCUUCCCGGAAAGCACACAUCUUACUAGGGAGACUACUGUUUAUCUCGUGCGAUUGACUGAGAGAAUCAAGUUAGAUCGCGUGUCAUCACAGAGUAUCGAGUGAAUGUUAAUUUCAUGCAACCAAUAGCCUAUUCUUCAAUCUACUUCGUAACAGGCUCCAGAAGCCAGGCGAGAGACUUUGCAGAGAAAAGAGAACAUCGGGCAAACGAAACGACCACUUUAAAACCUUUAAAGUAGUGCUUGAUCCUUAUCAUAAGAGAUUUGUAAUCAUGGAUCAGACGAGAAAGUUCGCAGAGAUUCCGCAGAUCUCACCAGAUACACUGGCAGUCUUGGACUCUCUAGGCUUCGAGCGAGCGACCCCAGUCCAGGAAGCCACCAUCCCGUUGUUUUGUGGCAACAAGGAUGUCUCGGUGGAUGCCUGCACGGGGUCUGGCAAGACCCUGGCAUUCCUGAUCCCCCUCAUCGAGAAGCUCAGGCGCCUGGAGGAUCCUCUCAAGAAGCACCAGAUUGGCGCUCUUGUGGUGUCGCCGACGCGCGAGCUGGCGCGCCAGAUACACACCGUGCUGGAGCCCUUUGCAGCCAGCGUGCCAGGCCUGACCACCAUGCUGCUUGUGGGAGGCUCAGACCCAAUUGCUGACGUGGCAGCGUUCAAGGAGCAUGGGGCGCAUGUGCUUGUGGGAACGCCUGGGCGGCUGCACGAUGUGUUUGAGCGAAGCGAUGUGUUGGAUGCGCGCCGCUUGGAGGUGCUUGUAUUGGAUGAGGCGGAUCGGCUGCUGGAUGCCGGCUACGGUAAACACUUGGAGGCGCUCAUGCGGCGCCUGCCGAAGCAGCGGCGCACCGGGCUGUUCUCGGCCACACAGACAGAGGCAGUGGAGGCACUUGCGAGGGCAGGGUUGAGAAAUCAAGUGAGGGUGAAUGUGGCGGUGGGGCCGGCGGCCAGCACAAGCGGCCGCACAGCGGAGGAGGCUGCAGGGGAGAUGAAGGGGAAAAAGACGGAGCAAAGGGUGACUCCAUCCGGGCUGCAUGCGUCCUACCUUGUCUGCCAGAGCGACGAGAAGCUCGCACAUCUGGUGCACUUCCUGCAGGCCCACACAGAGGAGAAGAUAAUUGUGUACUUCCUGACAUGCGCCGGCGUGGACUUCUAUUCGCUGGCAUUGCCCGCUGCGGCGGCCGUCGGGCCAAAGCUGAACCUCACAGCGCUGCAUGGCAAGAUGAAGCAGUCUCAGCGCGAAGCCAAGCUCGCCUCCUUCGCCGCCAACCCCUCUGGGGUGCUGCUGUGCACGGACGUGGCGGCGCGGGGCCUGGACAUUCCGGACGUGGCCUGGAUCGUGCAGGUGGACCCGCCGCAAGACCCGGACGUCUUUGUGCACCGCGUCGGCCGCACCGCGCGCAUGGGCCGCUCCGGCCGCGCGCUCACGCUGCUCCUGCCCCACGAGGCCGCCUACGUCGAGUUCCUGCGCAUCCGCAAGGUGCCGAUGGUGGAGGAGCAACCGGCGGAGGGCGUUCCCGAGGUGCUGUCGCGCGUGCGGCGACUGGCAGAGACCGACCGGGACGUCAUGGAAAAAGGGACGGCCGCUUUUGUCUCCUACGUGCGCGGCUACAGGGAACACCAGUGCCGGUUCAUCUUCCGGUCGGAGGGGCUAGACCUGGGGCAUUUGGCGACGGCGUUUGCGCUGCUGCGGCUGCCGCGCAUGCCUGAGCUCCGCGGCCUCGGCGACCUGCCCUACUUUACACCCUCGCCCGUGGACCCUAACACAGUCAAGUUCAAGGACAAGCACCGGGAAAAGCAGCGGCAGAAGAAGCUGGCAGAGAGGGCGCAGCAGCAGCAGCGGGAUGCGGCGUCGGCGGCUACCGAGCGGCCGGCGCGGCCGAGGCCGGAGGAGACGAGAGAGCGGCGGCUGCCGGCCGCGAAACGGCGACAGCUGGAAGCGCGGCAGGACGAGGAGGACUUUGCGGCCGAGUACCGCAUGCUCAAAAAGGUCAAGAAGGGGCGCAUGUCCGAGGUGCGCGCCCCCGGCCGCUGCACUGUAGCUUAA